AUGGAAGAUGCCUUUGUCGAAUGGAUCAAUACUUUCGACACAAAGUUGAAUCCUAUCGAUACGGUUGUCGAGUUAGCCGAUGGCGUCGUGUUUUCCAAAGUGCUCAUUGCCAUCGAUCCAAAGUGGUUUAAGCAGCUUAGUAGCACGCUGGAAGCCGCUGCCAUGUCAACCGUUACUGACGACAGGGACGAGAGUGGAACUUGGGUGUUCCGCCUGAACAACCAAAAAAAGAUCCAUCGAUUGAUCACGCGAUAUUUUGACGAGGUUUUGGGUCAAGACCCUGAGCAGCUACCGCCGAUUGAUCUAAAUGCUAUCGCUAAAGAAGCAAAACACUAUGAUCUAUUGCUUAUGUGCCAAUUGAUUGUUGCUAUUGCUGUGCAAUCUGAUAAUAAUCGAGCCUACAUUGAUAUGAUCCAAAGCCUAUCGCAGAAGAGCCAGCACAGCUUGAUGCUAUCGAUAGAAGAGGUCAUGCAUCAUUUUGAUGGUGAUACGGAUGUCGCUGCCAAUCCACGAUACUCAGAGUCUUCAAGUGUGGGAUCUCGAGGAUAUUUUAUGGACAGUGACAUUCCAUACCGUUACCAAGCCGAGUUUGAUCGUUUGAUUUCUGAAAGAAAACAUUUUGAAAGCUCUCAUGGACAAUUACUAGUCGACUAUGAAGAAUUAAAAGAGCGUCUUAAUGACCUACUGUCCGAGAAAAAGGAGAUGGAGGCGAGAUUGAGAGAUAUGGAAGAUGCAAUUGCUCAGAGCAGUACUACUGGCAAAGCGGACUUUGUAAUGCGCACUGAAAUCGAACAUCUCAAGCAGGACUUGGAGAGAUGCGAAGAGCAGAAGCUGGAAACGGAAAAUACGUUAGAAAAGCAACGCUUGUCAGUGAAUGAGUUACGACGCAAGGUGGAUGAACUGACGAUUAAGGCUGACGAGGCUGAAGCAUUGAGAUCAGAAUUGGAAGAGUAUCGGGAAGCAGUGGAGCGUAUGGCAACCAUGGAGAUCGCCCUUCAAAAAUAUGAACGAGACGCACAAGAAAGAGUAGAUUUGGAAGAUCAAAUCAAGGCCCUGGAACAGCAAAACACUGAUCUUUUAAAGCGAAGUCAAGAGGCCGAGGACGAAUACCGCAAACUCUUACGUUUCAAAACCAUUAUGGGUUCAUUCGAAGAGCAGGUACAGCAAUUGGCAUCAAGUAACCGCGAGCUUCUUGAAGAGAAGGGUCGAUUGGAAGAUGAACUCCAUAAGUUAAACGAGACUUGCACAUACCUGGAGGAAGACCGUGACCGAAAUGUAGAACAUGUGCAAUUAUUGGAAGAGCAAAUUAAAGAGCUCGAGUUAGGUGGUGGUACGUCUAUCGAAAAAGCGAUAAACCAUCGUGCCAGCGUUGUUAUCGACGAGACGAUAGAAGCAGAUAUGGAAGAAAAUAUGAAAAAAGCUAACAUCACUGAGCUUCGCCUGAAUAUCCAACGACUGAAAAACCAGAUCAAAGAGAUGGAGAAAAGGGAGGCGGCUUCGUCAACAACAAACAAUGGCCAACAUGCUGAAAAUGAGAUUAAUGACACUGAAUCCUCCAAGACAGGGUUGGAAAAGGAAUACAUGUCUAUCGUGGCAGAGCGUGAUCAAUUGCGCAAGGAGCUUGAGCAAAUUCGAAAGGGUAUCCCAGAUUCACUGCUGAACCAAGCGCAGACCAUCAUGGCAUUUCGAUCUCGAAUGCUGGACCUGGAAAAAGAAUCAAGCUAUCUCAAGGAGAGUACCAUCAACUUGGAAGCAGCUGUGCUUCAGGGAACUAGCAACAUUGCCAAGGAUGUUGCCUCGUUACAAAACUAUGAGAAAGAACACAGUAGGAUUCAGGACCGUCUCAACAGACUGGAGGAUAUCACCAAGAUGCAGCUCCAUGAUAUCAACCGUAUGCUGGUCGAAGCCAACUACUUGCAUGGGAUUAACGACGGGACUGUAAAAGAUAGGCCUCAACUUACAAUCCAAGAACUGGAAACUAUCAAGGAACAAAAUGCCAGUCUUCAGAUAUGUGUACUGAAUUUGCAAGAAGAGAUCAACGAGAGCCAAGGCAGGAUCCGCAAGGUUCGUGACUUGAUCAAGCUUUAUUCACAGCUUCUGGAAGAAAUGACUACGCGCUUUGGUGGUAUCAAUCAAUCAGAAGAUCAACCAACUUUGUUGAAUCGCACACCGCGCACUAAAGAGGAGGAGCACGAUCUGCUCAAGAAACAAAUUCAUGAUGUUCGAGCGCAAUCAAGAAGGGAGCAACAGCUGAUUAUUUCAGCGUGGUACGAUCUUGCCCGUCGUAACCAUCGUGAGGCUGCCAGCUUGUCUCUACGAUCUACACCAUCCUCCUGGCUUGGCCAGCAGCGGAAAAUACUGGAUAACCAGCUACGAAAGCGCCUAUGUUGA
Messenger RNA from Lichtheimia ornata, 2391 nucleotides. RefSeq lists its product as uncharacterized. Gene Ontology annotation, biological process: cytoskeleton-dependent intracellular transport; cytoplasmic microtubule organization. Gene Ontology annotation, cellular component: cytoplasm; centrosome. NCBI's taxonomy places the organism in Eukaryota, Fungi, Mucoromycota, Mucoromycetes, Mucorales, Lichtheimiaceae. The transcript has 15 exons. The record is from RefSeq and is a predicted model, not a curated record. Bases 1 to 2391 code for a protein of 796 amino acids. Gene Ontology annotation, molecular function: microtubule binding; dynein light intermediate chain binding.